Messenger RNA from Danio rerio (zebrafish), 1236 nucleotides. NCBI's taxonomy places the organism in Eukaryota, Metazoa, Chordata, Actinopteri, Cypriniformes, Danionidae. The record is from RefSeq and is a predicted model, not a curated record.
UUUGUGCAGCUCCGGCCUCCGACUGUGAUUGGUCAGUUCCACACGCUGUUCUUCGGCUCAGUGCGCAUGUUCUUUCUGGGGGUUCUGGGAUUUGCAGUUUACGGGAAUGAAGCGCUUCACUUCAGCUGUGAUCCGGAUAGGAGGGAGAUCAACUUAUUCUGCUACAACCAGUUUAGGCCCGUCACACCGCAGGUGUUUUGGGCGCUCCAGCUCGUGACGGUCCUCGUUCCCGGUGCAGUUUUUCAUCUUUAUGCGGCGUAUAAAAACAUCGACCAGGAGGAGAUUCUGGAGCGGCGCUCAUUUACUGUGUUUUACAUCAUCUCUGUACUCCUGCGGAUCCUUCUGGAGGUUGCGGCUUUCUGGCUCCAGAGUCGUCUGUUCGGUUUUUUGGUUCACCCGUUGUAUUCCUGCGACUCCAGACCUCUGGACAGCAGGCUCAACUUCACCAAAUGUAUGGUUCCCGAACACUUUGAGAAAACCAUCUUCCUCAGCGCCAUGUACACCUUCACCAUCAUCACCAUGAUAUUGUGCGUGGCGGAGAUUUUCGAGAUCCUCUGCAGAAGGCUGGGGUAUUUAACACAUCAGUGAUGAUGUCACAAUAUUUACGGGGGCUCGUUUGGGAUAUUAACACGGUUUUAUUCAUUCAUUUUCCCUCACCUUUAUCCCUGAUUAUCAGAGGUGGCCACAGCGGAUUGAACCGCCAACUAUUUCAGCAUAUGUUUUAUGCAGUGGAUGCCCUUCCAGCUGCAACCCAGUACUGGGACACACCCAUACACACUUUCAUUCCCACACGAACUCAUGCACUACAUCUUUGGACUGUGAGGUAAAUUACAUAAUAAAUUUUAAAAAAUUACAAAACAAUUAAUAAAAGGGACUAAGCUGAAGGAUAAAAUGAAUGAAUGAAUAAGUGUUUAGUGGAAAACUGAACACUAGACUAAACUAAAAUUCCCACAUUUUAUAAAACAUAUUUAUGGAGGCUCUUCCGGGAUAGUAGCUAAGUAACAUUUUUCUGCAAACUGCAAUGCCAUCCAUUCAGGUGUUUUCACAUUUUCCUGUAGCCUCACUGCGAUUAAUAAUAGAUGUGAGAUGCAGAAAGUAAAUAUUUUUGCACAAUGAUUUAUUGUUUGUAUUGCUUAUUCUUUAGUAUAGUCACUGCUGAAUGUUGUUGUGUAAUUUUUUACACCAUGAAUUGUCGUGUAUUGUUGAUGUUUUCAUGCAAAUAUUAAAAACUAUUUA